Molecule: messenger RNA, 648 nt
Organism: Notodromas monacha
Lineage: Eukaryota; Metazoa; Arthropoda; Ostracoda; Podocopida; Cyprididae
Source: the annotation of a GenBank genome assembly
AUGGCUGACUCAAAGGUGGUUGCCUUGGCCGUUUAUACCUUUUCCUUGGCUUGCUUGCUGGGUCGUCAGUUUUUGCACCCGGAAAAGGCGCCAGUUGACCUAGUUUUCCCCUUCUUCACUGUUCUCCAGUUGGUGUUCUACUGGGGAUGGUUGAAAGUUGCAGAAGCCAUGAUUGAUCCGUAUGGAGAAGACGACGCAGACUUCGAACUCAACUUCUACAUUGACAAAAAUCUCAGCACAUCUUACGUCAUUGCCGACGAGGCAAUGCAAGCCGAUUUCCCGGAGCUUGUCAAGGAUGCCUUCUGGGACAAGACUGUUCCUGAACACCUGCCCCACACGGCGGCGUCCAAGGAGUCCGAGCCGGACGCCGUGGACCUCACGGGCCUCAUGGAAGACUUGCCGCCGACCAUAUCCAAGUGGCGCCAGUCGGAAGAGACGGGUCCGCGGAGACGGCGCCUGUCCAAGCGCAACAUUGUGAACUCGAUCCGACGUCGGAGUCGCGGCGCCGCUCGUCGCUUUGCCUCCAUAGGCGCCAUCCACGAGGUGGACGAGCCACGGCUCUGCGACGGCGGCGAUGUGGAGCUGCAGGCCGAGAAACUCGACGCAUUCCGGAGUCUAUCGACCUACAUGUGCUCACUUCAGACAUGA